Messenger RNA from Pteropus alecto (black flying fox), 3450 nucleotides. It is a transcript of the gene ESR1, whose product is annotated as estrogen receptor 1. Gene Ontology annotation, cellular component: nucleus. Gene Ontology annotation, molecular function: DNA-binding transcription factor activity; sequence-specific DNA binding; steroid binding. Lineage: Eukaryota; Metazoa; Chordata; Mammalia; Chiroptera; Pteropodidae. The record is from RefSeq and is a predicted model, not a curated record. The transcript has 9 exons. The coding region runs from base 307 to 1941 and encodes 544 amino acids. Gene Ontology annotation, biological process: steroid hormone receptor signaling pathway; regulation of DNA-templated transcription.
GUGCAGCAGCCCAGCUGCCGUGUCUGCCGGGAGGGGCUGCCAAGUGCCCUGCCUACUGGCUGCUUCCCGAAUCCCUGCCAUUCCACACACAAACACAUCCACACAUGCUCAGCCUCGCUCACACACGGAGCCACACGCACAUGCAAGCACGUCCCUCCCUUCAUUCUCACUGUUUCAGCUCUUGACUUCCACGAGCCCAUGGAACCUUUCUGGAAAGAUGCUCUUGAUCCAGCAGGGUGGCCGAUGGGCUGCUGAGCCAUCUGCCAUGCGGGAAGACGGUUUGCACUUUGCUCGAGUCCGCUGACCAUGAACAUGACUCCUCACACCAAAGCGUCCGGGAUGGCUCUGCUGCACCAGAUCCAAGGGAAUGAGCUGGAGCCGCUGACCCACCCGCCACUCAAGAUCCCCCUGGAGAGGCCCCUGGGCGAGGUGUACGUGGACAGCAGCAAGCCCGCUGUCUACGACUACCCAGAGGGCGCCGCGUAUGACUUCAAUGCCGCGGCCGUCGCCUCCGCGCCCGUUUACGGCCAGUCCGGCCUCGCCUACGGCCCAGGGUCCGAAGCGGCGUUCAGCGCUAAUGGCCUGGGGGGCUUCCCGCCGCUCAACAGUGUGUCGCCGAGCUCGCUGGUGCUGCUGCACCAGCCACCGCAGCUCUCGCCCUUCCUGCACCCCCAUGGCCAGCAGGUGCCCUAUUACCUGGAGAACGAGCCGAACGGCUAUGCGGUGCGCGAGGCUGGCCCUCCCGCCUUCUACAGGCCAAAUUCAGAUAAUCGGCGCCAGAGUGGCAGAGAGAGAUUGGCCAGCACCGGUGAGAAGGGAAGCAUGGCCAUGGAAUCUGCCAAGGAGACUCGCUACUGUGCAGUGUGCAAUGACUAUGCCUCAGGCUACCACUAUGGAGUCUGGUCCUGCGAGGGCUGUAAGGCCUUCUUCAAGAGAAGUAUUCAAGGACAUAACGACUACAUGUGUCCGGCUACCAACCAGUGCACGAUCGAUAAAAACAGGAGGAAGAGCUGUCAGGCCUGCCGGCUGCGCAAGUGCUAUGAAGUGGGCAUGAUGAAAGGUGGGAUACGGAAAGACCGAAGAGGAGGGAGAAUAUUGAAACCCAAGCGCCAAAGAGAUGAUGGGGAGAAUAGAAAUGAAGCGGGGUCCUCUGGAGACAUGAGAGCUGCCAGCAUGUGGUCAAACCCUCUCUUGAUUAAGCACCCUAAGAAGAGCAGCCCUGCCUUAUCCCUGACAGCAGAUCAGAUGGUCAGUGCCUUGUUGGAGGCUGAGCCCCCCCUAAUCUAUUCUGAGUAUGAUCCUACCAGACCCUUCAGUGAGGCUUCGAUGAUGGGCUUGCUAACCAACCUCGCAGACAGGGAGCUGGUUCACAUGAUCAACUGGGCAAAGAGGGUACCAGGCUUUGUGGAUUUGACCCUCCACGACCAGGUUCACCUUUUGGAAUGUGCCUGGCUGGAGAUCCUGAUGAUCGGUCUCGUCUGGCGCUCCAUGGAGCACCCAGGGAAGCUCCUGUUUGCUCCCAACUUGCUCCUGGACAGGAACCAGGGAAAAUGUGUGGAGGGCAUGGUGGAGAUCUUUGACAUGUUACUAGCUACAUCAUCUCGGUUCCGUAUGAUUAAUCUCCAGGGAGAGGAGUUUGUGUGCCUCAAAUCCAUCAUUUUGCUUAAUUCUGGAGUAUACACAUUUCUGUCCAGCACUCUGAAGUCUCUGGAAGAGAAGGACCAUAUCCACCGAGUCCUGGACAAGAUCAUAGACACCUUGAUCCAUCUGAUGGCCAAAGCAGGCCUGACCCUGCAGCAGCAGCACCGGCGCCUGGCCCAACUCCUCCUCAUCCUGUCCCACAUCAGGCACAUGAGGUUAGCUGGGACAUAUUCUUCUCAUAGCGAUGGCAGAGGAACAAGAAAGCAAGCCGGGUUGGGCAAGUUCAUUUUAAUCUUUUAGUUAAGUUGCAUCUAUUAACAUUUUAUUGGCCAAGCAAGUUACAUGAUGAAGCUCAAAGUCAAGAUCGUAGACACGUGGCACAGGGAGUGAAUAUUCCUGAACAGUAAACCAAUCUAUCAUAGCUUAGAUGUCACUCCUUGCAGGAAGCAUCUCCUGACCCGUAACAUCUAGUUUGGACUUGUACCUGUUCUUCCCAAUCGUUAUUAGCCAUUGUAUGAUCUUCCUGCCUCCUCAGACUGUAAGCAAUGCGGGGCAGCUAUCACGAUCCAUCUUCCGUACUCUGUGUACCCAAUAUGACCUAGCACAGGGCUUGGCACAUAGUAACUACUCAAUAAAUAUUUUCUAUAAGAGCAAAGGAAGGACAUUAGCAGAGGAAAUAGAGCCUUUCUGUGACAAAAGGUGAAAGCGGCCACAUUUCCAUUCUAAAUAGACGUGUAGGGUAUCUGGCCACAGGCUUAGUGGAUUUUCUUCCCAUAAAAAGAACUCAGCGUACAGGGAAGAGAUGAAGAAAGUGGUAGAUUUUUUUACUCCAUGAAGGUUUCAAAAAUGAGGUGAAGUGUUGACACUACAGAAAUAAGUGUGACCUUGGGCUUACACGAGGACCCUAGGAAUGAAAAAGAGAUUCCUUUUCCUAGUGGCUAUGAGGGAAGGGCCAAGUGUCUGAAAAGGGUUGGAUUAAUUUUGAAGGGGCUUUUGAGACUAUGGGUCACAUGGCAAGAAGUUUUUCGCAUUAAAGUCCCAAGUGCUAUCCUUUCUGGAGACAACCUUUGCAUUGUUAGCUUCUUGAGAAAAUAAAUGUACUUUUUGUUCUUCGUAUCCCUCAUAGCGCCCUAAUGAAGUCUUAAUGUCAUAUAUGCUCACGGCAUUAUAUGAGGGAAUGAAUGAAUGAACAAAUUCCUUGAGUAUUUCCCCUACCCUAUGAAUUUGAAAUUCCCAAGUGAUGACUUCCAUUUGGCAAAGUUUGGGAGAAAGUGAGUAGUCUCUGUUCUCAGGGAUUCCCCAAGAAUCCCCAGUGUCACAGACAAAGGGCUCACCUUGGCCAGGUGGAGUUGGUGACUGCAUUUGGAGCACACAUUUCCAAUCUUUUCCCAUCUGUAUCUUGUGAUGAUCAUUACAAAGAGGACAGUGGGGACUGUAUCCAAAUAACAUAAUCCUCCACCAAACUUCCUGGCUAAGAGAGUGAUCUUCUUGAAGAACUGUAUUGAGCUAGGAAUUUCAAAGCUGUCACAGAAACCAUAUAUUGAAGAUGAGGAUUUUUAUUUGUUGGUGGGAAUUACUGAAUUUUCAAAUCUAUUAACUGCUCUUUAGUAUUAGCAACCCUAAUUAGUUAAUACCGAAUAUAUUUGCCCUAAAUUUAUAGGUCUUGCUGGUUUUAUCGGAAAUAUAUGGUGGAGAAGUGCAGCAGAGAGAGAACUCUCUAGAAUUUCUGUUUGAAUUGUGUGAAAAACUGGAGCAAAUUGCUAUUCCGUUGAAAGCUUUGAGCAUUCUCUCUCCCUCCCUCCUUCUCUC